AUCACUGUGGAUCUGAUGUGUGGUUAAAGUGACUUGCGUUCCUCACUCGUCCAGUCUGGAGAAGUGCCAUCCCAUGUCUGGACCUGACCAGGCCUGGCUUGGAGGUCAAUCACCUCAUCCUUGUCAGUAACCAUACGUUGAACUCCCACAUUGUAUGAGAGACGCCAAGAGAGGCAGGCUCCCUUUGGAUUGUGGUUUCCAAGGAAGGAGCAGUCAUGCUGGGCUCUAAUGGCCUGAAGGCAGCUGGACUAGGCGAGCAGGGAGGAAGGAGAUGAGCACCAGGAGACCCGAGAUACAGGAGGGUGUCUCUUGUACCCAAUGUUCCUCUUCCGUGAAACAGAGAGAAGAGUAGGACCUGCUCUGUUGGGCUGUUGUGCACAUCAAGUGGGAUGAUACUGAUGGGACACCAGCACAGGCCUGGCACACAGUUGAGCAGGCACUCAACAAACAACGAGUUCCCUUCCCUCAUGUUCUCCCUCCGUGGUAGUGAUCUGAGGGAGUCCUCCUUUUAUGCUUUUCACUUCAGAUUGGACAACAUCAUCUUUGCAUUUUUUAUGCCUCUGUAUGUGUAAAGCCUUUGCUGCACUAGGAGAAGAAAUCUUUCUGGAAGCACUGAACCUUCUCUAGGAAUUUACCCACCUAUAUUUUGACCUUCUGUAAUUAACAUUCUCAUUUUGAUAGAAUCUGAACCAAACAUUUUACCUUCCUAACUACCUUGGCCUCAUAAUAUCUGAGUAAAAGGAAACUCAUGGAUACUCUCCUGCAAUUUUCUUUCAGAGGCAAACUUCUCCUCAGACUUGUAUCUCAGAGAUGUUAUGUAAUGCUCUCUAAAUAAGGCAUUUCUUGCGAAUGGCCAUUUGUACUGGCAGCUUUAGGAGUGUUUUAGUUCCUUACCCCGCAUAACCAACUCCUCCAACAACUUGUUUCCUUAGGAUUUUAUGUAUCUUAUCAAGUUUACAAGAGAAGGAAGAGGAGGAGGUGAAUUUCUCUAUGGCAGCCAGGCGGGCAUUUGUGCUCUCCCACCCCAAGGUGACACGGGACUCCUGCCAGUGGCAGGGAUGGGAUUCCAGUUCGACAGUGAGAGCCAAGCGUUUAUUUGGUUGCACAUAGUCACUUGACUGGGGUCUCCUGACUGCGGCUCUGCUCAGUGGAAGCUCUUUAUCAGUCCCAGAGUCCUGGCCCGGGGUCGUGCAGUCCAAGGGGCUGGAUGGCAUGCUGGACCCAAGCUCAGCUCAGCGUCUGGGCCCAAUAACAGCUUUUCCGAGGGAGCAGCUUUCUGUCCUGGCCACACCGAGGUGCACAGCGUAAUGUCCAUGUUGUUCUACACUCUGAUCACAGCUCUUUGGAUCGGUGUCCAGGCAGAAGCGCACACCCAGAGCAAUGUCCCAGCAGGACACGCCAUCCCCCAAGCCCACUGGACUAACCUUCAGCACUCCCUUGACACAGCCCUCCGCAGAGCCCACAGCGGCCCGGCAGCCGCGAUAGCCGCCAGGGUGGCAGGGCAGACCCGCAAGAUCACCGUGGACCCCAAACUUUUUAAAAAGCGGCGCCUGCGUUCACCCCGCGUGCUGUUUAGCACCCAGCCCCCACCUGUGGCCGCAGACGCUCAGGAUCUGGACUUGGAGGCCAGCGGGGCCGCCCCCUUCAACAGGACUCACAGAAGCAAGCGGUCGUCGUCCCACCCUGUCUUCCACCGGGGGGAGUUCUCGGUGUGCGACAGCAUCAGCGUGUGGGUGGGGGACAAGGCCACCGCCACGGACAUCAAGGGCAAGGAGGUGAUGGUGUUGGGAGAGGUGAACAUCAACAACAGUGUAUUCAAACAGUACUUUUUUGAGACCAAGUGCCGGGACCCCAAUCCCGUCGACAGCGGAUGCCGGGGCAUCGACUCGAAGCACUGGAACUCAUAUUGUACCACGACCCACACCUUCGUCAAGGCGCUGACCAUGGAUGGCAAGCAGGCUGCCUGGAGGUUCAUCCGGAUCGACACGGCCUGCGUGUGUGUGCUCAGCAGGAAAGCUGGGAGGAGAGCCUGACCGGCCGACAGCCCUCAGCCUCUCCCAGCUCCCCCUCCACACUCUCCAGCGCCCCUCCCUACCUCAACCUGUAAAUUAUUUUAAAUUAUAAGGACUGCAUGGUAAUUUAUAGUUUAUACAGUUUUAAAGAACCAUUAUUUAUUAAAUUUUUGGAAGCA
This is a messenger RNA of Kogia breviceps (pygmy sperm whale), 2191 nucleotides long. Lineage: Eukaryota; Metazoa; Chordata; Mammalia; Artiodactyla; Physeteridae. The record is from RefSeq and is a predicted model, not a curated record.